Molecule: messenger RNA, 166 nt
Organism: Sphaeroforma arctica JP610
Lineage: Eukaryota; Ichthyosporea; Ichthyophonida
Exons: 1
Source: RefSeq, a predicted model, not a curated record
AUGAAGUUGUUUUCUAAAGCCAAGAAGGCCCCUCCAGCCUCGGAGAGUAUCCAGAAUCUGCGACAAACACAGGACAUGUUGAUGAAACGACAGACACAUCUAAACAAGAAGAUCCAAGACGAAUUAGAGUCAGCCAAGAAGCUCAACAAAGCCGGCAACAAGAAAG